Meloidogyne enterolobii is the source of this 870-nucleotide messenger RNA. The record is from the annotation of a GenBank genome assembly. Lineage: Eukaryota; Metazoa; Nematoda; Chromadorea; Rhabditida; Meloidogynidae.
AUGGUGGUCUUUCGUCUCUUUCAAGUUCAUCAACAUAACAACAUCAACACCAACAACAACCAUAUAAAUUCUUUUCUUUUGGCAUUUCUUCAAUUGGUUUUUCUUCUUUCUAUGAUGACAUCAAUUCUUUUAAUAACAUGCUCUAAGGGCAAAAAGAAGAAAGGGAAAGAUGCGGCAAUUGAGAAUCUAAAAGGGAAGAAGGUUAAAUCAAAAGAAGCAAUACCGCCAAAGAGUGAAAAGAAUUCACAACUUGGAAAUUUAAAUAAAAAAGACGAAAAGAAGGGAAAAGGACGAGACCAGCCAAAAUCUGAUAAGGAUACAAAACAAGCACAAAAGGUGGGUGGAAGCAAUGAAGCGUUAAGAACUGCGCAUAUGAAGUCUGGAAAGGGAUCGACACUUGGAGGGGGGAAGGGGACUAAGACAGCACAGCCAUUUGCUACAUUUAGAGGCGUUUCAACUGCCCACCGUGUAGACAAAUCGAGAGCUUCAGUCAAGGCAGCGCCUUCAGCUACUGCCAUCAUUCGAAAGGAAAUUGCUGUUGCUGGCCCAAAAUAUAAAUUUGUUGGAAAUAUUGACGACGAAAUUGCGCAAAAACCCUCUAGCGAGUUUGUGCAAGGAUUGGGACCGAAACAUGCUUACGAUCGAACAUCACAGAAAAAUAAAAUUAGGAAGCCGGGGACUGGAAAAGUUGUGGAAGUGCUUGAAAAGAAGAAUAUUCUUUAUGUAAGCGUUGAUGCGAGUAAAACAAAAUCUAUGACAAAAUAAAUAUAUAAUUGAAUUGAGAUGUAAUAAAGAUAUAAAUAAUGUAAAUUGUAGAGAUAAGUAAUUAUUGUUGUUGUUUAUUUGAUUGUAAAUAAAUAAAUAUGUACA